UUCUAUGUUUUUGUCUACAAAAAAUUUGACAACAAUUGACAUUUGGCACCAUUUACAUAUGAUCAUGGCAUUUCCAAUGGCCCUUUUUCCCAACGUAACAUGGCCUCCAAUCAAGAUUUACAACUGUUAGAUAGUUGGGAAGAAUUGGAUACAGAAGUUUUGGAGCAAAACUUUCAGAAAUUACUAGAGCCAAACAAUAGAGUGAGCGGAAGAAGUAAUGGUAUUGCACCUUGUUCCUCAAAAAAGCCUGUCCGUAUAACAAUAACAGGUGAUGAUGCACACAGAUCUACGCCUCCUGAACCCACAGUUAAAAUUUUAAAAAGACCUGUAAAAACUGUACAACUCAGCUGUGAUUCUAAAGUGUUCCAACCUAAAAAAACUUUGCAACAAAGAGAACAAGAAUAUGCAGAAGCAAGAUUAAGGAUAUUAGGAGAAGCAAGCUCCGCUAAAAAUGAGGAAAGAUUUAGUAUAAUAAAUAAACAAAAAACAGAAGAACUAGUUGAUGUGAUACGACAGCCUAAAGGGCCAGAUGGAACCAGUGGCUUCAAGAUACGUAGAUAGCAUCACCAUUCAAAAUGAGAUCAAAUAUAAGUCAACAUAUCAUUAUUUAAUUUCCAUCAAACCAUU
This is a messenger RNA of Coccinella septempunctata (seven-spotted ladybird), 627 nucleotides long. RefSeq names its product SUZ domain-containing protein 1. The record is from RefSeq and is a predicted model, not a curated record. The transcript is spliced from 4 exons. Lineage: Eukaryota; Metazoa; Arthropoda; Insecta; Coleoptera; Coccinellidae. The coding region runs from base 100 to 561 and encodes 153 amino acids.